CCCGCCAUCUCUCCCCAGAAGGAGACAUGUGAGCCUUCAAACACGCUGGAGACGCCACCAUGCGCCACUUUGCAAACCCUCUUUUAAAAACCAUCAUCGCCAGGAGCCCGUUUGAUAGCAUCAGGAGGAAGCAGUGUCUCCAGUAUCUGAAAGCCCUGCGGCUGCUGCAGUGCGAUGGAUUUAGGACUGUGUACUUUGGGGAGACUGAUAUUCCGGAAAGCCUGGUCACUGGCGAAGACUUCAGCGACGGUUACUUCAUGCAAACUCCGACUUGGUGCAUUGUGCAUGCCGGUGGCGGUCAAGGCUGGGUGCCCUGGAGGUACCGGAUGUUCCUGAGAGACGAGCUGUGUGUCAAACAGGAAGACAGCGUCUUCUUUGAGUUCUGUGACAUGCUGAAGAAGGCCUAUGGGAAGUGUGCCAUCGUGGUCAAAGAGAGAAGGCAGCAGGAUGAGCUGAGGCCACAGGGCAGCAGAGACGCCGAGGUUCAGACUCACGUGCCCAAAGCCAGCCACCUAACGAGCAUCGCUUGUUGCCCCAACGUGGCCAAGUCCUGUGGCCAUGAGCUGCUCUCUCUGCCCUCUCCUUACAAUUACCUGAACCCUCUGGACUCAGCCUGGUCUUCUCUGAAAUGGUUCAUCAUCAAUAACAGGAAAGAGUUUUGUCUGGAGUCCAAUGACCAUGUCUAUUCUUACCAGUAUAUACUGUUCAGUGACUUAAUCAGCAAAGGGAUCGAAAGGAUGAGCCCAAGCAAAUGGAAAACACUAACUACCAAAGUACGGAGGUGGGAAAACUACUACCUGGGGAAAUAUUCCCAAGGGUGAUUCCCCCAGCAAGCAGCGAGACCCUGCUCCACGCAUGGUCCUUACCGCUAACCUUGUCGGGCUCCGUUCUGAGCCACUGCCACCAAAGGUACCGCAAUAGGGACCUCGCAGGGAUGCUGUGAGGACGGGGAGGGGCCUCAGGAUGUCAACAAGGUACUUGGAAUCUACCUGAGGUUUCAUUAAAGCUUCUUGGUAAAAUAGGGGUCUUGGAUCUCAUUAAGGCCGUGCUGAAGACUGGGUGGGCUAUGUCAACAAGAGGAGCAGGGCUAACCCAGUCUACACGAGGAUGGUGAGGA
Molecule: messenger RNA, 1117 nt
Organism: Oryctolagus cuniculus (rabbit)
Lineage: Eukaryota; Metazoa; Chordata; Mammalia; Lagomorpha; Leporidae
Source: RefSeq, a predicted model, not a curated record